UUCUAUCAAUUCCUUUCCUUCCAUAGGUGCACCUAUGCAAUAUAAUUUCUAUACCUGUGGACUUUAGAAGAAACUAGAAAGAAAUUAGAAGAACAGAAACAUUGGUCUCCUAAAAUCACCUCUAUAGACUUUGAAAAUGAACAUUCAACAUCUUGUGUUGCUUCUAUGUCUGCUGAUACUUUCCCCGGACGCCUGUUUAUGCCAGAGGGACUGUACAGGUGUAGAUUGUCCUGUUUUGCAGAGCUGCAUCGAAGAGGUCCUGCAGCAGGGUUCCUGCUGUGCCACCUGUGUGAAAACAGGAUGUGCAUGUGAAGGUUACCAGUACUAUGACUGUGUCCAUGCAGGCUUCCGCAAGGGGAAAGUUCCAGAAGGAGAAUCUUACUUUGUGGAUUUUGGAAGCACGGAAUGCUCUUGUCCCCAGGGUGGCGGGAGGAUCAGCUGUCGCUUCAUCCCAUGUCCUGAUAUCCCGCCCAACUGCAUUAGCGUCUCGCAACCCGCGGAUGGCUGUCAGCAGUGUGAGCGCACCGGCUGUGUCCAUGGAAACAGGAAGUAUGAAGCAGGCCACUCGUUCCAGAUGCACCCAUGUCAGGUGUGUCACUGUCCCAAUGACGGUGGGAGACUGAUGUGUUCUCCUAUCCCUGACUGUGACCCCAGGAGUGUGACAAAGCCUGAGUUGGCCACCACCACUGAGAACAGCAGUCCUCUGAAAGAUAGCAGCAGCCCCUAUGUCAACAGACAGGCCAACCCUCUAGACCCACUCUCAAGACUGCACAAGUUACCUGGCAACACCUUACCUCUGUACAAGGAGGACCCACCCAGUCUUGGUAAAAAGGUGGAUUAUGACUACUCACCGGUUAUAGCUACAUCCACUAACCCACCACCCCUUGUCCAACCACUGGAAUCGACCAGCGUGCCAGACCCCUAUCCUCAGUCCAGCUCUCCAAACAUCUCUGAUAAGGACCUGAGGCAAGAGCUGAGAGAGAGACUGGGGACACAUGAUCAGGACAGGAUGGAUCCCAGGACUGAGAGCCUCCAGAACAUGAACCAGACCCCCUCGAGAACGGCAACACCAACAAGGGGACAGGAAGGGGCCCCAGAGAUCUACAGGCAUCAACCGGAACUUGGUGUCAGGGACAGCAGAGACCGAGAGACACAGCACACGCUGAAGGAAGUAAAGCAUGCCGUCGGCUCCGACACGGAGGCGGGACACACAGCACAUCCCAAACACAGAGAGGGUCCUCGCAGCCAGGAUGGAGGCCACGCAUCCCAGGGCCACAGGAGGCAUGAGAAGGUCUCCGUGGAAUCCAGCCGGCCCCAGGAGAAGCAGGAGCAGCCAGCCUCCAUACCCACGGUGCAGUUCAGGCCCACCAGCAGAGCUCCAGUGAAGCUGCAGGAGGAGGGAGAGCAGCAGCCCGGGAGGCAGGCCCAGACCCUCUCGAACUACCAGCCCCCAGAACGGGAGGGAGACAGCGAGGCGGUGUCUGCCAAGGAGCUGGUGGAGAUCUGCUGUGAGACUGGAGAGAAGUGGGCCUCAGCCAACGGCCACUGCAACAUCACAGAGCUUCCCAGAGCAGACAAACACUCCAUCUGUCGGACUGCCCAGAGACAGUGCUGUCUGGGCUCUCUGAAGGAAAGCCGGUGUUUUGCGGGGCUGAAUGCAGCCAGAGAAGGAGUCGUGUGUGACGAGGGCGCCAGUGACCAGUGUGGAGCAGACUCUUACAAGGAGUGCUGCAGCUGCUGCUCUCUGGGGUUACGUUUCCGCAGCGAGGGCCACCGGUGUGAGGCCCACCAGUACCUGGGCUACCCCUGCAGCCACGUCUUCCUCACCUGCUGUGAGGGCGAGGACGGGGCCCGGCAGGAACAGGACGGGUUGCCCCUGGUCAGAGAGAUGCCCACCCUGGACCCCACUGCCCUGCCAGUGAGAGUGUCCGACAGCCCGUUCCCUAAGGAGGCCUUCUCCAUCGGAGAGGAGGGGCAGGAGAACACAGCGGAGGGCCCUCCAGAGGUGGAGGAUGUGGAUGAGUGCCAGGUGUACCAGGGCACCCUGUGCCACCAGGGCUGUGUGAACACAGCAGGCUCCUACAGGUGUACCUGCUACCCUGGCUACGUGCUGCAGAUGGACGGCAGCAGAUGUGUGCAAGACAUGGUAGAUGAAGAGAACAGACUGAGAGAGGAUGACAAACCAGCAGUGGGGUCCACAUCCCCACUCUCCACCACCCAGCCACCUGUCCAGCUGAACCCCUGUGAAGGAAAUGGCCCCUGUAUGCAACAGUGCACCCCAGUGGCCGGAAGGCCUCAAUGCUCCUGUUUCCCUGGAUUUUCUCUGACGGCUGAUGGUCAGUCAUGUCAAGACAUAAAUGAGUGUCUGUCCCUGCAUGCCUGCCAGCUGAAUGAGAGGUGUAUGAACACGGCUGGGAGUUUUGUGUGUCAGAGGCAGAUCACCUGUCCGCUGGGUUUCCAGAUCAACAACGACAUGUGUGAAGAUAUUGACGAGUGUGCUGAGAGGACCCAGACCUGUGGCCCUAGCUUUGAGUGUGUAAACACGGAGGGCUCGUUCCGGUGCAACCCCAGACCCCGCUGCCCCGCAGGCUUCUCCAGGGCACGAACGGGUUGCAUGGACAUCGAUGAGUGUGUGAGCCUUGGCCGGCCCUGUACCAGGUUCAACUGUCUCAACACAGUGGGAUCCUACAGCUGUCAGCGCAAGAUCAUCAUGUGUAGCCGUGGUUACCACGCCAGCCCAGACGGAUCCAGAUGCAUUGAUGUGGAUGAGUGUCAGAGCUCCCUGCACCAGUGUGGAGAGGGGCAGCUGUGCCACAACCUGCCCGGAUCCUACCGCUGUGACUGCCAGGCUGGCUACCAGUACGACAUGUUCAGGAAGACGUGCGUGGAUGUGAAUGAGUGUUGGCGCUACCCUGGCCGCCUCUGUGCCCAGACCUGUGAGAACACACCAGGCUCCUAUCAGUGUUCCUGCACAGUUGGCUUCCGCUUAUCCACUGAUGGCAAGAACUGUGAAGAUGUAAAUGAAUGCCUCACCAACCCAUGUAGCCAGGAGUGCGCCAACAUCUAUGGGUCCUACCAGUGCUACUGCCGACAGGGCUAUCACCUGAGGGAGGAUGGACACUCUUGUGAAGACAUGGAUGAGUGUUCCCAGAGCAUGGGCCACCUGUGCACGUACAAGUGUGUUAACGUGCCAGGCAGCUACCAGUGUGCCUGUCCUGAGUACGGCUACACCAUGUCCCCUAACGGACACUCCUGCAGAGAUGUAGAUGAGUGCACGAUGGGCAACCAUAACUGCUCCCUGGCAGAGACCUGCUACAACAUCCAGGGAGGCUUCCGCUGCCUGUCCUUCGACUGUCCUCAGAACUACCGCCGGGUCUCCGACACGCGCUGUGAGAGGAUGAACUGUCCCAACCACCUGGACUGUCAGAACUCCCCUCUGAGGAUCACCUACUACCACCUGAGCUUCCAGUCCAACAUCCUCAUCCCCGCCCAGAUCUUCCGCAUAGGCCCCUCCCCCGCCUACUCGGGAGACAACGUCAUCAUCAGCAUCACCCAGGGCAACGAGGAGAACUACUUUAGCACGCGGAAGCUGAACGCCUACACCGGAGCGGUGUACCUGCACCAGCAGGUGCGUGAGCCUCAGGACUUCCUGGUCGAUGUGGAGAUGAAGCUGUGGAGACAAGGCACCUUCACCACCUUCCUGGCCCGCAUCUACGUCUUCAUCACUGCUAACUCCCUUUAACGCUCAGGACUGGGCCACAUGGACCUAACUCAGAGCCUUAGGACAACACUUUGACUGAUGAAACCAAGAUGGAACCUGUUGUUAUCUAUGUCGUUUUAUGCUAUUCCAGCUGCAACUCUCUUUUAUCUGAGAUUCUGACAUGAUUCAUGUUUGGGUAAUUUUUGUCCACUUUAUAAUGUUGUGGAAGUGCUGUCUCCACCCACUAGAAUAAACAUAUUAUUACCGAUCAGUUCUGUUUAACUGGAACAUGCAGUCAUCUAUAGGAACUAUGCAAGAUGACAUCUUCUUCAGCCUAGCGUUCUGUGUGUGGCUGGUCUCGAUA
Messenger RNA from Osmerus eperlanus (European smelt), 4064 nucleotides. RefSeq names its product fibulin-2-like. The record is from RefSeq and is a predicted model, not a curated record. Gene Ontology annotation, cellular component: extracellular region. Lineage: Eukaryota; Metazoa; Chordata; Actinopteri; Osmeriformes; Osmeridae. Gene Ontology annotation, molecular function: calcium ion binding.